AAGCGCCACACUGACACGCUGCGUCGGGCAUGAAGGUUUAACCGGUAACGCAUGAAUGGCGCGGAUUGGCCGCCGUGGGUUUCGCCUGUCGACCAAGUUUCGGUGUCACGCCGCGAAGCUGCGAGGAAAUGAAAGUGAAACCGCGCUCGCGUGAGUUCAGAUGAAGGCGUUUGUCAAACUGCUCCCGAUGGCCGCGUACGACUUCUUCCGCCUUUACUCCGCGUUCCACUGGUUCCGACGCCGCUUGUGUUUCCUUUGGCGCUACACUAAAUUAACCGGAUGCGCAGUGUACAGGUACGCGGUGGGCUGGAAGCCCCCGAUAAACGACCACGGGAGCCGAGGCGAGGUGGUGUCAAACAUCGAAGACGAAGCUCCGCAGGUGAGUCCCGAGGGUCAACGUGAGGCCGCGGCCCGAGAGAGGCCCGCGGGGCUCACGCGCGAGCGGCCGAGGUUUGAGGACGACAGCGACGACGACGGCGGCGAGUUUGACGGCGAGGAGUACCGAGUCGAUCCCACGGACGAGUUGCACUGUGGCUAUGACUCAACGUGGGACGCCGAGGAGUCCGUGGGCCCGUCGAGGAGGACCACGAGACCAGCGGCGCACAAUUUCAUGUUCAGCAGGUUUGAAAAUGCUGCCAGAGACAUGCAGAACUACAGGCACGGCUAUCCUAACAGGCAGCAAAGCACAAGGCGGGACAAGCUAAAUCUGCAGUUCUACCUUGGAAUGACACGCUCAGUACCCGACGGCGUCUCUAUAGAUGGUUUCCACCAGGAUUGGUACAAAGAUUAUGACAGACUGGAGUCUGUGCACUCCUACAUUCAGUGGCUUUUCCCACUGCAGGAACCAGGGAUGAACCGCGAUGCCAGUAUAUUGACAACAGAAGAAAUCGAGGAGUUUCUUCAAAGCAACAUCGCAAAGGAAAAUCUGUUGAAGUCUUACAAGCUCAUGUUGGACUUCUAUGGUAUCGAGUUGAGUGAUGAGAAAACGGGAGAAGUCAGGAGAGCGUGUAACUGGAGAGACCGAUUCAACAACCUAAACAGACGAACUCAUAACAACCUGCGCAUCACCCGCAUCCUGAAGUGCCUGGGAACCCUGGGGUACCGCCACUAUCAAGCGCCCCUGGUCCACUUCUUCCUGAAGGAGACCCUCGUCCAUAGAGAACUGCCGCAAGUCAGGGACAGUGUCCUCCACUACUUUGUGUUCGCUGUUCUCGACAAGAGAGAACGCAGGAGACUCCUCAAGUUUGCCUAUUUGAGCUACGACCGCAGGGAGGAGUUUGUGUGGUGCCCCAAGAAGAUCCAGAUAAAGUGGUCACAGGGAAUGAGCAGCAGAACAGAGCUUCUGCACUGUGAGGACGGACGCCAAGAAGAGGAAGAUUAAGCUGCGACGGGAUAAUCCGUCACACCGCCCAGGGGCCCCUUCUACAAAUGCUAAUGUGGACUCUACUAUACACCACAUAUGGCACGCUAGUCGCCAUAAAUACUGGAAGAGGGAAGGAUGUCAUUUAUUUUGGUAGUCAAACUGCUUCGCAAAUACACAUUACAAUUUAUGCAGUCUGGUUUUGGGACACACCUUGUGCAGAUAAAAUAUCCAGCCCUGAAGAGAAUGCCAGCGAUUAAAAGCUGCAAGAAUAUGGGGUAGACGGGGGUGGUGAGGAUUAUUAUCCAGGGAUGUAGUGGGGAAUUGUGCAAUUAUGUAUGCAAACUGUUUUGUUUAGUUAUAUUCUUACUUAGUUACUUUCACAAAUGGAAAUGUGCAAUAAUCUGCCCUUUAAAAAUGUCCAUUUUCUAUUAUUAUGGCGCAGAUAGGUUGGAAGAAUCGCGCACCAGUUUGAUCAUGGCUAAUAAACCUGAAAAUUACCUUGUAA
Messenger RNA from Gasterosteus aculeatus aculeatus (three-spined stickleback), 1868 nucleotides. RefSeq names its product opioid growth factor receptor. Gene Ontology annotation, cellular component: membrane. Lineage: Eukaryota; Metazoa; Chordata; Actinopteri; Perciformes; Gasterosteidae. The record is from RefSeq and is a predicted model, not a curated record. Gene Ontology annotation, molecular function: opioid growth factor receptor activity.